UUUCAUUGAGUCAAAUUCACUUUAGAAAUGCUUUAGAAUUGAUCGCGAAACGCAUAAGUUAAACAAAAAAAAAAUAAUAAAAAAAUAAAAUGAAAAUAAAAUAUUUUUACUUUUUCAUUUUAUUAUUGAUAAAAACUGUGAUUAGUAAGCCGGUUCAUGAAGGUGAAUUAGAAACAAAUUGGACAUUAGAGAAUGAAAAUGGAAGCAUAAAAAUUGAAGGAUUAAGUAUACCAUCUGGAAUAUUUAGUGCAUAUUCAUUAAGUAAAGGAUUAUCAGAAGAUGAAAUUUUAUAUUCAAAAAAUGAUAUAAAAUGGCGAUGGUUAGCAAAUGACAAUUGGACAUAUUCAACAACAUUUACUGUUAGUGAAAGUUUAAUACAAAGUACUAAAUUUAUUAAUUUAGUAUUUUAUGGCAUUGAUACAUUUUCAAAAAUAAUAUUAAAUGAUAAAGAGAUUGGUACCACCGAUAAUAUGUUUGUACGUUAUAAAUUUGAAGUUCGACGUAAUAAUAUCAUUAGACCGGGACUUAAUACUCUUCAAGUAAAAAUAAGAUCACCAAUUUUUGAAGCACAAGAGAGAGCAAAAAAAUUUCCAUAUACACCACCUGAAUGUCCACCUAGUAUAUAUAAUGGUGAAUGUCAUAUGAAUAUGUUACGUAAAAUGCAAGCUAGUUUCGGAUGGGAUUGGGGUUUAGCUGCUCCGUCAAUGGGAAUAUGGAAACGUGUAACUGUUGAAUAUUAUGAUAUUGCUAUAAUACGGGAUGUUGAUGUCAAAACAACAUUACUAAAUAAUGGUAAAUGGAGUCUUGCCUGUUCUGUUUAUUUGGAUACAAGUUUAGAAGAACCAUAUUAUGGACAAUUAACAUUCUAUGCAGUAGAAUUAUUAAAUGAGCCUAAAAAAGUUAUUUUUGAAUCAAAACCAAUUGAAAAUUCAAUCAUCAGAUUUAAUGUUACAGUUGAUAAUAGAAAUCCUGAUUUAUGGUGGCCAAAUGGCUUGGGAAUUCAAAAACUUUAUCAUUUACAUUUUACAUUUAAUGGUUGGACUACACCACAUGGAAGUGAUCCAAGACAUUUAACAUUAUCACAGAAAUCUAUUAGAAUUGGAUUAAGAACAAUUGAAUUAGUUCAAGAAAAAUUAGAUGAUGGUUUAAGCUUUUACUUUAAAGUAAAUAAUGAACCAGUUUUCAUGAAGGGUACUAAUUAUAUUCCAUCACAUAUUUUACCAGAACUUGGACACGAUCAAAGCCGAAUUCGACAUUUAAUGGCAUCCGUAAAAGCGGCAAAUAUGAAUAUGAUUCGUGUUUGGGGUGGUGGUGUAUAUGAAUCUGAUUUCUUAUAUGAUAUGGCAGAUAAUUUUGGUAUAUUAAUAUGGCAAGAUAUGAUGUUUGGUUGUGCAAUGUAUCCAGUUGAAGAAAAUUUUUUGGAAUCGAUAAGAACAGAAACUGUACAAAAUAUUAAACGUAUCGGUCAUCAUGCAAGUAUAGCAAUAAUUGCUGGUAAUAAUGAAAAUGAAGCUGCAUUAGUACAAAAUUGGUACAAUACAAAACCUGAACAGAAACGUUUUGAAAAAGAAUAUCGGCUUUUGUAUAAUGCAACAAUCAACGAUGAGUUAAGAAAAUUUUAUAAUCAUCCAUCAAGACCAGAUCCAUUAACAUCAUCACCAUCAAAUGGUGAUAAAACUAUUGAAGAUGAUUUUAUAUCACCACAGCCACAAGAUCCAAAUUAUGGUGACAUACAUUUCUAUGAAUAUUUUCGUGAUUGGUCUGAUCCAGACGUAUAUCCAAUACCAAGAUUUUCAUCAGAAUAUGGUUUUCAAUCAUUACCACAAAAAUCUGCAUGGGAUAAAAUUAUGUAUAAUCAUGAUAAUUUCAAUGAUUUAUUAGAACAUCGUCAACAUUUACCAUUUGGUAAUGAAAUAAGAUCAUGUUUAAUAUUCCGACAAUUACCAUUAAUAACAUCAGAUCAACCAGAUUAUGCUGAAAAUAUUAUAUACUUUAGUCAGCUUACACAAGCUUUAGCUACAAAAUUAGAAACUGAAAUUCUUCGUAAAAAUCGUAAUAGUAAACAUAAUACAAUGGGUGCAUUAUAUUGGCAAUUAAAUGAUGUUUGGAUAGCACCAUCAUGGUCUAGUAUUGAUUUUAAUGGAAAUUAUAAGAUUCUUCAUUAUUGGGCUAAAGAAUUUAUGAAACCAAUAUCAAUAAUAGCACAUUCAAAUAAAAGUACAAAUGAUGUUGAAAUAACAGUUAUAAGAGAUACCAUCGAAAAGUCACCAUUAACCUUUAAUAUUAUUCGGAAUACUUUCUUAUAUAAUACAUUAGCUCCAGCAAAAAUAUAUGCAGCCAAAACUAUUUCUAUUAAACCAAAUAGUGUAUUGUCAGCUGAUACAUUCCAACUUGAACCAAAUAUAGAUCCAAAAACAUAUUUUUAUGAGAUUCUUCUUAAGGAUGGUAGAGGUGAUACUAUUGCUAAAACAUAUCAUUUUCCUCAACCUAUUAAAAAAGCAGUCGGAUUAAGAGAUCCAAAUAUAGAGGUGGAAAUUUAUACAAGCAAAUAUCAGGCUCCAAUUUCAAGUAUUAGUAUUGGUGUUAAAGUUAGUUAUCCAGCAUUAUUCGUUUACAUAGAAAUUGUACAUGAUAAUAUUACAAGUUAUACAUUAUCAGAUAAUGGUUUUAUACAAACUGAUCCAAUUAAAAUGAUUUAUUUAGAAUAUAGAAAUGAUUAUAAAGUAUCAACAGAACAUAUUAAAAUUUAUACAGUAAACCAAUAUAUGAAUGAAAAUUAUCCAACAACUGAAGAACUACCAGAAAGAUGUAAAAAAUAGAAAUUUUUUGCUUUGUAUAAAAUUGUAUUAAAUAUUUAUUAUGAGAAAAUUUCUUUUUUAAUGAUUAAAAUUAUGUA
Condylostylus longicornis is the source of this 2896-nucleotide messenger RNA. It is a transcript of the gene beta-Man, whose product is annotated as beta-mannosidase. The transcript is spliced from 14 exons. The coding region runs from base 90 to 2819 and encodes 909 amino acids. Gene Ontology annotation, biological process: glycoprotein catabolic process. NCBI's taxonomy places the organism in Eukaryota, Metazoa, Arthropoda, Insecta, Diptera, Dolichopodidae. Gene Ontology annotation, molecular function: beta-mannosidase activity. The record is from RefSeq and is a predicted model, not a curated record.